Ectocarpus sp. CCAP 1310/34 is the source of this 2206-nucleotide messenger RNA. The record is from the annotation of a GenBank genome assembly. NCBI's taxonomy places the organism in Eukaryota, Phaeophyceae, Ectocarpales, Ectocarpaceae.
AACCAGCGGCAAGCGGAAAGCACACACACAGCCAGCAGGCCCUCAGCUUUGUGUCGAGAGAGUCUACAAACGUAUACGUUGUACGCUGGAGAAGGUUUCUCGGAGAAGUGAAGUGCCUACCUCUACUGCAUUACAACCAAGGGCUUUAUUCUCUGUGUGCUACAGGGGCACACAGAGGGAAAGCCGUCUCGUGCAGUUCUUUCAGGCGCAGCACAGCUACAGCAGUGUACAGCAGUAGCUGCAUGCCAUCAACGGGCUUGGGACAGCAGCAGCACCACCACCACUUCUGCGGCAACAACGUGAACGCAGUCGCCCUCGUCUCUUCCGGCUCCAUGAUGGCGAGUCUGAUGCGGCGGUCUCCCAUCCGCUGCCAAGCCCUGGCAGACACGGUGAUGGCGCAGAGAGGCUUGUCGAUGACGUCGAGGGAGCUCGCGGCGUCGCGGCAGUGCGGAGACAUACCGACGGAGACGCUGUCGCUGGACGAUGACUUCGUCGUAAUCAACAAGCCGGCAGAUGUGCGUAUGGAUGGGAACUUCGACGUAGCCGUGGACAAGCUCAUCAGAUACUGGUGCCCUACCCUGGAAGACAAGGAGCUCAAAUGGGUGCACCAGUUGGACUUCGCGACAUCAGGGGUGUUGUGCGUCGCGCUCCACCGAGAAGCGGCGGCACGUGGCUGCGAGGCGUUCCGAGAGCGCCGAGCGAAAAAGUCGUACCUGGCGGUGGUCCAGGGAGCCGUCGACCCGGAAUCCGUCCCCCGGCGGGAGGAGGAGCCGGACGGGUGGAGGGAGGGGAGGGAUGGCAACGGCGGCGGCGGCGGGGGCGGGGGCGGGCGGAAGCGAAGGCCGGACUCGGUGCAGCACACUCCGGCCCAUGGAUUCUUCCAGCGGAAAAAGGACCUUCUCCUGAGGGCCAUCGAGCUCGGCGAAACCUUGUCCCCGGAAGACCUGGCCUUCUCGAAGCUAAGCUGGGGGGACAUCAAGUUCGACAAGGCUGCCUCGCGGCCGUUCCACUCAGCCGCAAAGGCUGACAAGAUUCGUGCCGUUGCGGAAGCGGAGGCGGCGAGAUUCCAGGCGGCCCAGGGCGCACCGGACCGAGGAGUGUUCCGCGCGCCCGGUGAUGGCGAUGGGGAGCUUCGGGUUGAUGCGUCCGUUUCCGAGGUGCCGGGGGACUUCCGCAUGCGGUUGGACGAAGAGGCCGGGGGGAAGGGUAAGCCGUCGAGGACUUUCGUGAAGGUACUGGAGCACGGGUCGUACCGGGGACGAUUGGUGACGAAGGUCUUGAUGAGGCCGCACACCGGGCGGCGACACCAGCUUCGGCUUCACGCCUUGCACAUGGGGCACCCUAUUCUUGGCGACACCACCUACGGGGACGCCGACCACACCAUCCCCAGGAUGUGCCUGCACGCGCAGUCUUUGACGCUGCGGCUCGCUCCCCCUUCCGACGCCGCUUGUUCUGACACCGAGGCGCCGGCGAAACAAGAGAGUGGAGGAGGUGUUGCUGAGUCCGCGGCGGCGGCGGCGGCGGCUGCGGCGGUGUCGACGGAAGGAGCGAGUUCCCAGGGAGGGAUGGGUGGGGGUCGCGGCAAGCGGUACUGGGGCCGGCAGAAGGUGCAGCCGGCGAGAGUGACGGGCGGAAAGCAGGAGGUGAUCUUGGACGUUGUUGCGCCCGACCCGUUCGUGUUCGUCGACGGAGAGCUGCAGUUGUAGCACGCACAGCCGUUCUAGUUGGGGAUCGUCUGGGUGGUAAUAAGAGACACUUGGAGAGGCAAGGACGAGGGGAAGAUUUUUUUUUGUUAAAUAAACGUGUUUCAGCCGUUUAAUUUGGGAAUUUUUUAUUGUUGUGGUUAUGGGGAGAUUUGCCCAUGCUCUCGCUCGGAGUAUGUGGACAGCCGCACACCAAGAGAUCGCGGAUCGUUGGGCCGUAGCGCGCAGCAACGCUUUUCAGGACACCCUGGUUUGAUAACAAACGGCUGCUCGUUAAUUGUUGCGUCGGUGGUGCAACAGGGAUCGAUGACACAUACAUAGCAGACACAACAUCGUUCGGGGUGGAAGUACGCACAUGCAGUCGGUAAAUCUUUGUGAUCCCUCUUGACACAUCGAAAACUGCCUUGUAAGUGCGCGGGCUGCUCGUUCAAGAGGCGUGCCACCAGCCUGGGCUGAUUGGAAGACGAAAAAGGGUGAAGCGUACAUAUAUUUCUGCAUAUGUC